GUUCUAGCUUCAUCAAUUGGUCCCUAAAAGUUUGAAAGCUGUCUUGGAUAUAAGAACAUUUUGAAAGGACAACAAACUAGGCUCUACGACACACAAAACAGCGGAUAUUAUACGUCGCGUCAACGGGCUGCUGGACAUUCCAUACCUACAGCGACAGACACAUCCCGUCUGCGCAGCAUCCAGCAUCCAGCAUCCAACGCCCCUUUACCGCACGCAGCCCAGCCCAAUACCAUCCAUCCUGUCAAGAAGCCGACUUUGUUGAAUCGCGACAGCGAACCCAUCCGUCACCAUGGGGCUCUUAUCCGCCAAAACGAUUCUAACCUCCAUCUGUCUCUUCCACAUCACCCUCGCCUUCUUCUUCGUCACCAAUCCCGCCACCAUUGCCGACCAGGGCGUGGUCUGGCUAAUGGGAGAGGCCAUGGGCCUGCCUCACUCCCGCCACUUCGACACGCAAUCCCCGACCGCCGCCUUCCUCGGCAUCGUCCUUGGCCUCUGGGGUCUCACCGACCUCGUCUCGCUCUCCAUGCCCGAGGAGAUCGCCUUGAUCCACCACUGGGGCUCGCAAGUGCCCCUGCGCCUGACGUGUUCCUUCUUUUUGACGCUCUACAGCUUCUUCUUCUCGGCUUCGUCUCCGCUGUAUGACUCGGCCACCCCUUCGGGGGGAAAGUUCAGCCACCCGACGACGUCGUCUUCGUUUGACGGCCAGUAUGCGGCCAAGGAGGUCGCGGGCGAUUGGGGCUGGGGAGGCGAUGCGCUCAAGAACCGCGUGUUUUUUACCUUUAUGUUUGUCGAGACGUUUAGCUGGUUUUGGGUGUACUUGACGUUGAAGGAGGAGCAGGUGGAUAUUCUGAAGAGGGCGGCGCAGAGGAGGGAGAAGGAGAGGGAUAGGUUUUAAAAAAACAGUUUGAGGAAAAGAAGGGGUGGGAGAUGGAUCUUUACAUCCAUUGUACGGGGAUUAGAUUUAUCAAUAGAGGGGGAGGCUUCUAGGAUAUCAAAAUGGACGGCUGGCUUUCUGGGCAAAGCUUCUGCAUAUUGGUGACAGGCACGAAAGCAGAGAGUGACGGGAUCGGCGAACAGCCCGUCUCGGGUUAUCAGUCUCUCAUUGAAGAAACGAGGCAGGAAAGUUCAAGAUGCGGAGUUCACAGGAGCUGCCGCCUGCCCUUGACAAGCAACAGGUCCGGGCCAUCCAAACUUUCACAAAGGCCUCAUGGCUCUUCAACUGGUUUCGACCAGACUCUUCAACAUAAUGACACCGGAUCUGGGUCUGGAAUUGGAAUUCUGUCAAAGUUAUCACGGUAAUGUGGUACCUUUCCUUGAACCUGGAUACUAUAAAAUCACGGGGGACUUUGUCCGGCCGAGCCUUAGAAAGUCAACUUAACUGGAACUCUGUGAC
Neurospora crassa OR74A is the source of this 1393-nucleotide messenger RNA. RefSeq lists its product as hypothetical. Lineage: Eukaryota; Fungi; Ascomycota; Sordariomycetes; Sordariales; Sordariaceae. The transcript has 2 exons. The record is from RefSeq and is a predicted model, not a curated record. Bases 290 to 895 code for a protein of 201 amino acids.